AUGUCCGGCCCGGUACCCUUUCCCGGAGCGGCCCCAUCGGCCUUUGACUUUACCUCGACAGAAAGCAACAUGCGCAUCGACAUACCGCGAUCCCGAGACGAAGGCCCCUCCCAACACAAGCGGCAUACCUCCGCCAGUGCAGCGGCCAAGGAGGAAAAGCAACAGCAGCAGCAGCAGCAGCAGCAGCAGCAUCAGCACCAGCAUCAGCAUCAGCACCAGCAUCAGCACCAGCAGCAUCACACCGCUCAGCACCACCCGCGCCAGCCAGGGCCGCACUCGGAGUCGUACUUUGCGGGUGCCGCCUCGCAUCCUCGCACCCCCGGCACCGGCGGCAUCGCCAUGCGCGGCCACGCCCGCAAUCUCAGCUCCACUGGCAACCCGGCCCACGACGGCGCCCGUCCGAUGUCGAUGAGCCUUAGCCUCGGCGAUCCCGGCUCGAUGCACCCUGGCGCCGACGGCACCCACAGCGCCUUUGGCUUUAGCGCAGGCCCGCCCAGCCCCAGCACGCUCACCGACAACAUCCUCGGCCUCCAUGCCACCCUGUACGCCGGAAAGCGCAGCCCGGAAGAGGUGCGCGAGAUGGUCUGGAGGUACUACGAGCGCGGCGCCGUCUUCGAGAGCCCACUGCUGUCGGCCCACGGCCGCGACCAGAUCGCGAACCAGUUCAUGAUGGCCUUUGCCCUGCCCGGCAUGGAGGUCCAGUCCGAGCUGCGCGACGUCAUCUGCAGCGACUUUGAGUUUGACGGCACGCGAGCCGGCAUCAUUGACCACACCAUCACCGUCACCUUCUUCCCCUCGCUCUUUGGCUCUUCUGAGCCCGCCGACCCCGAGGCGCACCUCGACGACGCCAACCGCACGCCUAGAGGCCCCUUUUCGGCGACGGCAGUGGCCUCGGCAGCGCCCGGAGGAGCAUCGGGCUCGCAGCUGCCCUUUUCGGCGGUGCCCAUCACGCCGCACCCGUUCGCCGACUACGGCGGCCACAGCGCGUCUUGGCGUCCCGGCGGCCAGAGCGGCUACAGCUACCCGCACAGUCCCAUGACGCCCUUCAGCAUGAGCAGUGCUUGGGGCAACUCUCGGCCACACACCCCGGGCCAUCCAACCACAUCGUCGAUCCGGCCGCUCUCCGGCACCACGGCCAACGCCGUUACCCAAACGCCGCCCAGCGUCAACGGCGACGACUUUGACGGUGCCGGACACGCGCCCUCGUCAGCGUUGCCGGCAACGAUGUCGAGCCAAUUUGUCGAGGCCGACGCGGCAGGGGGCCACCUGGCGAGGCCACCGAUCCCCGCCGAGUCGCUGCAGCCGCACUGGAGCGCCGAGGGCCUGGGCCGCAACACGUUCCGCAGCAUCCUGUGGGGCCUCUUCCACCCGCGCGCGGCGCUCAAGUCGCUGUGCAGCAUCCAGCUGCGCGUCAUGAGCCGGCUCGAGUUCAACGACGCCGGGCUCAUUGUGCGACACGAGGACACGUGGGGGCUGCGCGAGACGAUCGAGGGCAUCGUGCCGUUUGCGUCGCUCAUCUACUCGAUCGAGAGGCGGGUCGUCGGGUUCCUCGUAUCGUGGGCCAUCGGGCGCGGCCUGCGGCUGUCGUCGGUGCUGCUCAACAAGGCGCUCCACGGGCCAUUCAGCAGCACGCCGCCGUCCGAGUACGAGGUGGUGCGGCGCGAGUCGGACCACCCGCAGGCCCACGAAGCGGCCAAGGCGCUGCUGGAUCGUACGGGCAACCCGUCGGUGGGCGUGCGGCAGCCGCGCGACUUUUAUACGAUUUCGCGGUCGCGGGCGCCGAGCCCCAACCGGUUUCGCUUCGGCACCCUGUCGGGAUCGCACAGCGGCACCGUGACGGGGACGCGGUCGCGCGCGCGGUCGCUGGUCGGGCAGCACUCGAUGACGCCCGCGACGCGGGCCGUGUCGACGGACAACCUCGCCUACCACUUUGGUGCGGGCGGGUCUGGCCCAGGGCCCAACGGCAACAGCGGCGGCGGUGGCGACGGUCGGCGGUCGAUGGACCUGCCGCCCGACUCGGGCGCCAAGUACCGGGAGCGCUCGGCCAAGCGGCUCGAGGGCGGGCGGGCGUCGAGCACCAACUCUGCCCCGCCGACGACGGGCGAGGCAUACGACUUUGGGCCCUCGACCAACCUGGUCAACAUGUGGGAGCAGUUUUCCAACCACAGCAGCCGAGCUGGCUCCGUGGCCGAGGACCGGGUGCCCUCUCGCGCCCCGGACCAGGACCAGCAGUCGUAG
Molecule: messenger RNA, 2238 nt
Organism: Pseudozyma flocculosa PF-1
Lineage: Eukaryota; Fungi; Basidiomycota; Ustilaginomycetes; Ustilaginales; Ustilaginaceae
Exons: 1
Coding region: 1-2238 (745 amino acids)
Source: RefSeq, a predicted model, not a curated record